This is a messenger RNA of Carica papaya (papaya), 408 nucleotides long. Its product is annotated as auxin-induced protein 15A-like. The record is from RefSeq and is a predicted model, not a curated record. NCBI's taxonomy places the organism in Eukaryota, Viridiplantae, Streptophyta, Magnoliopsida, Brassicales, Caricaceae. Gene Ontology annotation, biological process: response to auxin.
AUGUGUUUGAGCAAGAAAAGUUGGGGAGGAAGAUAUGAAGGAAUCAUGAGAAUCAGGCUUGCUUUGAAAAAGCUACAGACAGGUCUCUCAUUCCUCCUGGCACCUAGAGGACCCGAUUAUCUUAAUUAUUUUCGGUUGAAUGAAGAUUUGGAAGCUGAAAAAAUGGAUGUGAUGAAAGGACAUUUUGUUGUCAUUGCAGUUAAAGGUGGGACUUCGAAGAGGUUUAUGGUGGAGCUUAGCUGUCUCACUAACCCAGCAUUCUUGAAGUUGCUAGAAAAGGCCAAAGAAGAGUUUGGGUUCGAACAGAAGGGACCUAUUGCAAUCCCUUGCAAACCUGAAGAGGUACAGAAGAUUUUGGAUGAGUGGAGGAAGAAAUCUCUACUUUUGAAAGCUUGCUUACAUCUCUAA